AUGGCAAAAGCCUAUGAGUUCAAUUGGCAGAAGCCGGUGCCUGAUUUUAUGCAGGCAGGAGAGUAUUUUGAUAGAUUUGAUGAGGAUUCGUUUGUGUUGGAGCUGAACAGUUUUUUUAAAGUGGAUGCUUUUGGGUUCUUCAUCACCUGGAAAAGUGAGGGAAAGGAAGGUCAGGUUCUGGAGUGUUCAUUAAUCAACAGUAUUCGAAAUACAAACUUGCUCAAGGAUCCAAAGUUUGUGUCUGCACUUGAAGCAGCAGGAAAAACUGAGAGUGAUGUGGAGGGAAGAAUCAUCUGUAUAUGCAGUGGCACUGACCUGGUUAACCUCAGCUUCAUGUACAUUCUGGCUCAUAACUUGAGCACUGCAAAGCAAUGGACAGACAGCUUGCGAUUAUUGAUUCACAACACCCGGGCAAACAGUGUGUGCCCAAUGACCUGUCUGAAGAAGCACUGGAUGAGGCUGUCAUCGUUGACCAAUGUGAGUGGAAAAAUCCCAGUGAGAAGCAUUACAAGAACAUUUGCGUCUGGAAAAACGGAGCGGGUUAUAUUUCAAGCACUGAAAGACCUUGGUCUGCCCAGUGGGAAGAAUGAUGAAAUUGAGCCUGAAGAUUUUACCUUUGACAAGUUUUACUCUCUUACUCAGAAGAUUUGCCCCAGGACUGACAUUGAGCUGCUUUUUAAGAAAAUCUGUGGGGAUAAAAAUGAUUAUUUAAACAUAGAGCAGUUAGUCAGCUUUUUAAAUGAAAACCAACGCGACCCUCGUCUUAAUGAGAUUCUCUUCCCGUUUUAUGACUCCAGACGUGCCCGGCAAAUCAUAGACACCUACGAGACUGAUGAGAAACUGAAAAAAAGGGGUGUAAUGUCGUGUGAUGGGUUCUGUGGGUACUUGAUGUCUGAUGAGAACGCUCCAGUGUUCCUAGAUCGACUGGAGCUCUAUCAAGAGAUGGACCAACCACUGGCGCAUUACUUUAUCAGCUCCUCCCACAAUACUUACCUGACAGGCAGGCAGUUUGGAGGGAAGUCCUCGGUGGAGAUGUACCGGCAGGUUCUGCUCUCUGGCUGCAGGUGUGUAGAGCUGGAUUGCUGGGAUGGAAAAGGAGAAGAUCAGGAGCCUAUUAUCACUCACGGCAAAGCCAUGUGCACUGAUGUGCUUUUUAAGGAUGUCAUUCAGGCCAUCAAAGAGACUGCAUUUGUGACGUCUGAGUACCCCAUCAUUCUUUCGUUUGAGAACCACUGUUCGAGACAUCAGCAGUAUAAGUUGGCCAGAUAUUGUGAGGAUAUUUUUGGAGAUGUGCUCCUCAAGCAGCCUUUAGAUGAUUUUCCGAUGGAGCCUGGACAACAUCUACCUUCACCGAAUGACCUUAAAAGGAAAAUUCUUAUUAAAAAUAGAAGAUUAAAACCCGAAGUUGAAAAAAAGCAACUGGAGCACUUCAGGAAACAUAUGGAAACUGGAGAAAUGAACAUGUCUACCAGCAUAUCAGAGGAUGAGAACGAGGAGGAUGCUACCUCCGCGGAGAUUGUGGAUGAGGCUCAUCCCGAACGGAUGUGUGGUCUUGUCGCUAGCCAGACGAGUAAUACUGAGGGAGCUGCACCUGGGACAAGAAAGGCUGGUGAAACAAAUGUGGCAGAUGAGCUUGCUCUGAUUCAGUCUUACACAUACGUCGCAGCCACCACUAAUAUUCACCCGUACUUAUCCAGCAUCAUCAACUACGCACAGGCUGUAAAGUUUCUAGGUUUUGAGGAGGCUGAAGAUAAGAACAUCCACUUCAACAUGUCCUCCUUUAACGAGUCUGUAGGAUUAGGAUACUUAAGGACCAAUGCCAUUGAAUUUGUCAACUACAACAAGCGCCAGAUGAGUCGAAUCUAUCCCAAAGGCGGUCGAGUGGACUCUAGUAACUAUAUGCCUCAGAUCUUUUGGAAUGCUGGCUGCCAGAUGGUUGCUCUGAACUUUCAGACCCCAGAUUUGACAAUGCAGCUGAACCAGGGGAAAUUUGAAUACAAUGGAUCAUGUGGAUAUUUGCUGAAGCCAGAUUUCAUGCGUCGACCAGACCGCAUGUUUGAUCCUUUUUCAGAGACUCCUGUGGACGGAGUGAUUGCUGCCACAUGCAGUGUGCAGGUGAUUUCAGGCCAGUUUCUCUCCGACAAGAAGAUUGGCACAUAUGUGGAGGUGGAUAUGUACGGGCUGCCCACAGAUACCAUUCGGAAAGAGUUUCGGACCAGGAUGGUGAUUAAUAAUGGACUCAACCCUGUGUACAACGAAGAGCCCUUUGUUUUUCGAAAGGUAAUCCUACCGGACCUGGCAGUGCUCAGAAUAGCGGUGUAUGAUGACAACAAUAAGCUGAUUGGACAGAGAAUUCUCCCACUGGACGGUUUGCAGGCCGGCUACAGACACAUCUCCUUACGAAAUGAGGGCAACAAGCCUCUCUCCUUACCCACCAUCUUUUGCAACAUCAUCCUCAAAACAUAUGUACCUGAUGGAUUUGGAGCCAUUGUAGAUGCACUGUCAGAUCCCAAAAAAUUCAUAUCCAUCUGCGAAAAAAGAACAGACCAAAUGAGAGCCAUGGGCAUUGAGACGUGGGAAAUAGCUGAGGUUCCAAGUGACACCCCAAAGAGAAGUAAGAAAGGAAAGAUUAAUCAAGUCAAAGCAGUGGCACAUCCGAAGAUUUCAGAGAAACACAGCACAACAUCAGGACAGAUUGCGAGUAUAUCCUCAAAAAUGGGUACCCAGCUAGAUAUGCCUCAAGUUACUAUUGAUGACAUGAAACAGUUGAAGGCAUACUUAAAGCUACUAAAGAAGCAGCUAAAGGAACUCGGUGCACUACAGAAAAAGCAAAAAAAGGUACAAACUGCACUACAGAGAACUCAUUGCACUCAAGUGGACAAAAUUGUGGCCCAGCAUGAAAAAGAGAAGCAGGCUCUGGAGAAGCAACUAGACAAAAACAGUAAGAAAGUCAGUGAAAGGAACUGUGAAAUGAGGAGAGAAAUGGAAAGAAAGAUGAGGAGCAUAACUGCAGACCACAAAACAAAGGUAAAGAACACGGCUGCUGCUCAUGCUGAGGAACUGGAUGACAUGAUAAAGACCCAUAAUGCCGGGUGCCAGGAGCUUAAAAACCAGCACAUCGUGCAGCAAUGUGAGCAGCUCAGGAAGCUGAUGCUAAUGACACAAGAGCAGCAGAGACAGCAGCUCAUACACCUCCAUGAACGACAGAGUAAAGAGAUGAGUGCUAACCAAACAAAGUCAUCCAUGGAGAACGGCAAAGCAAUCAGUCAAGACAAGAGAAUCAAAAACAAAGCUGAGCGAGAACGGAGAGUUCGAGAACUGAACAGCAACAACACAAGAAAAUUCCUCAUAGAAAGAAAAAAGCUUGCUUUAAAUCAGUCGAAAGAGAUGGAACAGCUCCAGACAGUUCAUCAUGAGCAACUAGAGAAGCUGGAAAAAUAUAACUCUGAGCUAUUGAAGUCACACCAAUCAACAUCUGAGUGCAAAGGCCAAAGUUACAGAACAGAUGCAGAGCACAGAGGAGACGAGAACUUAAGUCCCAGAGGUGUCCUGACAUCCCUAACCACACGAUCUCUGUGAACAAAGGCACACACGCACACACAUGCACAGCUGCCGAGAAGUUCAAAAACUGCACUUGAUGUUUUUAUAUAUACACUCUCUGAGCACUUGUUAGGUACACUUCUCUGCUUUGUACAAUUAUGUACAAUUUAGUUCAGGCUUUAAAGUUACAUUCAUUGCUAACAG
Molecule: messenger RNA, 3744 nt
Organism: Trichomycterus rosablanca
Lineage: Eukaryota; Metazoa; Chordata; Actinopteri; Siluriformes; Trichomycteridae
Gene: plcb4a
Product: phospholipase C, beta 4a
Exons: 36
Coding region: 1-3579 (1192 amino acids)
Biological process (GO): phosphatidylinositol-mediated signaling; lipid metabolic process; release of sequestered calcium ion into cytosol
Molecular function (GO): phosphatidylinositol-4,5-bisphosphate phospholipase C activity; calcium ion binding
Source: RefSeq, a predicted model, not a curated record